Molecule: messenger RNA, 744 nt
Organism: Stylonychia lemnae
Lineage: Eukaryota; Ciliophora; Spirotrichea; Sporadotrichida; Oxytrichidae
Source: the annotation of a GenBank genome assembly
AUGAAUAGUAGAGAGCAAUCAUCAGCAGCCUCGAAAUCCCAUACAGAACUUCCGUUUCUAAAUAAUUCAAUCGUCAAUAAAGUCAAAGAUCUUAGCGCAAGUAUGCAUAGAUAGCAAGAAUCAAGUAAAAUGCUCAACAUUAGUGACUAUCAUAAUCUUAAGAAUGGAAUAAACAAUUCAGUAACCUAUGAAAGAAGGUCAAAGUAAAAUAAAAGAAGAGUGAAUUCUAUUUAAAUAUGGAAUCUUAACAUGCAAACUGAACCAGAUUAGAAGCUCCGUCACUCACAUCUGAACUUAACUAAUCAAUACAAGUAAUAUUACAAGAAAUAUUCUGAUUUCUGCGGCUAAAGCAAUCCUUAAAAUGAUAAAACCUAGGAUGAGUACUAAAAGCUUUACGAUUAGGCUGUUCGAAGUACACAGCUGAAUUCGAUGGCUGCUAUAAGUAUAAACAAUCAAGUUGGCAGUUCAAAUCACAGUCACAAUUAAAGUGUCAGCUACAGCAAUCAUAAUAAAUCUCAGAUGACUGUAAAUAAUAACUAGGAGCUUCCAAGGAUCAAUGAAUCUAUUAAGGAUGUAAGUUAAUUUGAAACUAAGAAAAGAAAGUAUAUCAAGCUCAGCAAAUAUAAACAGAACAGGAUGCAAAGUCAUGGGUAUGAUGAGUAAAAUAUCUCUGAUGAUGAGAACCCUCACCAAUUCGACCACCUUAAUAGUACAAUGGUAAACGUAAUGAUAAAGAGAUUUUGA